This is a messenger RNA of Stegodyphus dumicola, 1573 nucleotides long. It is a transcript of the gene Orc2, whose product is annotated as origin recognition complex subunit 2. Gene Ontology annotation, cellular component: nucleus; nuclear origin of replication recognition complex. The record is from RefSeq and is a predicted model, not a curated record. Gene Ontology annotation, biological process: DNA replication. NCBI's taxonomy places the organism in Eukaryota, Metazoa, Arthropoda, Arachnida, Araneae, Eresidae. Gene Ontology annotation, molecular function: DNA replication origin binding.
AUCAUGCUGUAGGUUUGUUUUGGGAAGAUGACAUCAGUGAUGUUGAAGUAAAGGCUGAAGUAAUGACUCCUAAAGUAAAAACUCUAAAAAGAAAAAGAGAAUUGAAUGGACGUUAUUCUACACCUCGUUCUGUAAAGGAGAAUUCAAGCAAGGAAGAAUCAAGAAGUGAAGUUAAACACUACGCUUUGAGGCAAAGAAUGAAACAAGAACUGUCAAAUUUGAAAAAUUUAACUGGGGAUUCUGAUCCAGAAGAAAGCGAUGGAGAUUAUUCGUGUGAUGAUAAUGAUUCUGAAGAUGAUAAAGUGAUAAAUAAUGGCAAAACUCCUGGAAAGAAAAACAACAAAGAUAUGUGUGCAUUUGCAGAAUCCUAUUUUUUUGCUCAAAAGCAGUCAAAAUCUACUAACAUGACAUCCAACAGAACUUUGUCAAAAGUUAAACUAGAACAAAUGAAUAUUAAAGAACUAUCUGAAAUUUGUAAAAAUGCUCCAGAAUAUCACCAAGAAGAAAAAGAACUUUUAUUUAAAGAAUAUACAGUUUUGUUUCCAAAAUGGGAAUUUCUAUUACAAGAGUCUUUCAACAUUUUACUUUAUGGUGUUGGCUCAAAGCAGAAAAUUUUGAAUGCUUUCAGCGAAAAAUAUUUGGAAGAUAAUUUGUAUAUUGUUGUUCAUGGCUUCUUUCCUUCUUUAAAUUUAAAGCAAAUUUUAUCAUCAGUAACUGAAGAUAUCCUUGAGCAUGAUGGAAAAUUUUCCACUGUUCAGGAUCAGGCAGAAUUUGUUAAAGAAUAUUUUUCAGGAAGUAAGGAGCAUUUGUAUAUUGUGAUUCAUAAUAUUGAUGGAAUUGCACUUCGAGCAGUUAAAACCCAAAGAGUCCUUUCUUCAUUGGCAUCGAUUCCUAAUAUCCAUUUUCUGUGCAGUAUUGAUCACAUCAAUAGUCCUUUAAUCUGGGAUCAGAUUAUGCUUAAUAAGUUUAAGUGGAUAUGGUAUGAAGUACCAACUUUUGAACCAUAUAUUAUAGAAACAUCUUAUGAAAGUUCAUUUUUAAAAGAUCAGUCUACCCAUCUUCUUCUUAGUUCCUUGCUUCACGUGUAUCGUAGUUUGACACCCAAUGGGCAAGGUGUUUUUCUAAUUCUUGCUCAACACCAGAGAAAUGAGCAAAAAAACAACAGUUAUUCAGGCAUUACUUUUCAUGAAUGGUAUCAAGAAUGCAGAGAAGCUUUUCUAGCUAACAGUGAAAUUACUAUGCAAGCUCAAAUAUCAGAAUUCAAAAAUCACAAACUUUUGGCCUCUCGGAAAAGUCCUGAUGGAGUUGAAUUGUGGUAUAUUCCUGUAGAACAGAACACUUUAAUACAGUUUUUGGAGAGCUGUGAAUAAAGGUUGUACAUAAAUAUUUCCUCUGUUUACGAUUUACACCAGGUCAUUGUUUAAGAAGAAAAGUCCUUUCAUCUUGAAGCUGUAUUCAUUGUUCAUAUUGAAAGAUAUUUGUAAAAAUUACAUACUGUAUGCUUUGUGAAAUGUAUUUAAAUUUGUAUAUUGUAUCCAUUUCUAUAAAUUUUAUAAUAAACUUAUGCUAAUAA